AAUGACGACUCCUGUGUGCAUGACAACAGCAGCGCCUCAAGUGCCAGCAGUCUGUUUUCGAUCAAUUUAACGCAUACUGCCCUUUGCUUUUCCUUUUUUAAAUCCAAUUUGUAUGAGGUGAACUUCACGGACAAUGAUUCCCAAGAAGCAACACGCAUUGUUGCUGUGGAUGCUAGUUUGCUCCGGUAGCACGACGGAGGCGAUCGAGCCCAUCAGUACCAGCAUAGCGGUGGGCAUGGCCGCGGCUCUGACCGGGUUUUUAGCUAGCUACCAGAAUAUUUUCUACUACUUCCACGAGUGCUGUCGACCCGAGUGGAUUUCUUUCAACAAAACAGGUCUCCGGGUUGACCUGGACAGAAAACUGUUCGGACAGCACAUUGCAUCACGCAUCAUCCUAAAAGCAGUGACUGGAUUCAUGACCAACGACAACCCGAAGAAGCCCUUGGUGCUCUCAUUGCACGGAUGGACCGGCACAGGGAAGAACUUUGUGAGUCAGCUGAUUGCUGACAAUGUUUACAAAGAGGGAAUGGAGAGCAGCUUUGUUCAUAUCUUCACGUCUGAACUCCACUUCCCUCAUUCGAGUCAAUUGGAAACCUACAAGUCUCAGCUACAGCAGUGGAUAAAAGGCAAUGUCACCAACUGUGCACACUCCAUGUUCAUCUUCGAUGAGAUGGACAAGAUGCAUCCCGGCCUGAUUGACAGCAUAAAGCCGUAUCUGGACUACUACGACAAGUUGGAUGGAGUUUCUUAUCGGAAAGCCAUCUUCAUCUUCCUCAGUAAUGCUGGAGGGGAGAGCAUCACAAAGACGGCUUUAGACUUCUGGAAAGCAGGACGAGAUCGAGAAGAGAUCGAGCUGAAAGAUCUGGAAACAUUGCUCUCUGUAGCGGUGUUCAACAACAAGCAAAGUGGCCUGUGGCAUACAAGUUUGAUUGACAAGAACCUGGUGGACUUUUUCGUCCCGUUUCUUCCUCUGGAGUACAGACACGUGGUCCAGUGUGCCAUGGCCGAGAUGAUAGCCAGAGAUCGUCGGCCAGACCGGAGCGUGGCUGACCAGGUGGCCAGAGACGUGGUCUACUUCCCAAAAACAGAGAGAGUUUUCGCUGUAAAAGGCUGUAAGACGAUAGAAAGCAAGUUGGACUACUACAUAUGAGGUCAGCAUCUCCUAGACGCUGUGUUCGAUCACUAUGUGCACUUUUUAAAAAGACAAAACUCUCAGCCAAAGGACUACAAAGAGGAAGUCAGGCUGGCGGAGGAGCUUUCCCUGUCUGUCCUUGUGGUCAUGUUGAGGAUUUCAGCAGGCCUUCUCAAAUUUUGCAUAUCACUUACACUGAAUGCUGAGGUCUACGAAGGAGAUCCGUGCCAGUCCGAUGACAGAAUAAUAAGACUGAAAAGCUAUCCCUUGUAAGUGAUUAAGGAGCUUGAUCUCCUCUUUAUGUCUCACCACAGAGAGUUAAAGGUGCUGUCGUUUUCCUGAGAGCUUCUUAAUGACUACAGGGUCCCUUCUUGAAUCUUUCCUCUGUCCGUACAACUAUGGCAUGUCACUGUUGUGCAUUUGCUUUUUUUUUUACAUGUACUCAAUAUAGGGAUUGUUGGAAACACCUGCCUUAAUUCUUUUCAAUUUAAUUUUGUUUUAUUAUAGCUCUUUUAAGUUAUUUUACACACGUCCACUGUAGUAGAUUGUCAACAGUCCUAUCUGCCAUUGGUCACUAUUCAAAAAAAGAAAUGCAUAAAGCAGAAAACCUCGUAUAUUUAUCAAAUGUAAUCUAACAUGAUUUCUGUGAGGCACAGCCCUUUUUAAUAUCUAAUUUAGUUAAUGCGAUUCGUAUGAGUUGUACACACAGUAAUUGAUAUGGAUGUGUCCAUGGUUAAAUGUUACCAGAUUUUAUUUACACCCUCACUGGACUGCAUUUGGACACUUUAUGAACUCAGGAUAGCAACACACAUUUUAACAACGUUGGAUUUUAUUUUAUUCUUAAAAAUGGUUACUGUUUAGAUUCCACAUAUUUCAAAUGAUAUUGUAUAUCAAAGUUGAUUAUUUAAUUAAUUUGAUUUCAAAUUCAACUCAAAGGUUUAUUGUUUGUAAUAUAAUUGAUAGUUCUUUAAAAAAAAGUCACACAUUGUGGUUAAAAGGAAAUGUUAAAGUGGUUUCUCAAAAUAUCACCGUUUGCUGUCAGGAUUUGGAACAACAAAAAUAAAAUGAAGUGUUUUCUAUGUAAUUGCUCAGAAUUAAAUGCAGGUGAAGGAUUUUUUAAUGGACUGUGAAAAGAACAUUGUUUGUUUUUGUAGAUGGAUAGCCAACACUUGUGAGUUUCUCUACUGUAAAACUGGACGAACAAAUCACAAAUAAAACAUGUUAUGUUCAUGUGUCAA
Eleginops maclovinus (Patagonian blennie) is the source of this 2370-nucleotide messenger RNA. RefSeq names its product torsin family 1 (gene tor1). The coding region runs from base 134 to 1150 and encodes 338 amino acids. Gene Ontology annotation, biological process: protein localization to nucleus; nuclear membrane organization. NCBI's taxonomy places the organism in Eukaryota, Metazoa, Chordata, Actinopteri, Perciformes, Eleginopidae. Gene Ontology annotation, molecular function: ATP hydrolysis activity; ATP binding; kinesin binding. Gene Ontology annotation, cellular component: endoplasmic reticulum lumen; endoplasmic reticulum; nuclear envelope. The record is from RefSeq and is a predicted model, not a curated record. The transcript is spliced from 5 exons.